Aspergillus clavatus NRRL 1 is the source of this 4740-nucleotide messenger RNA. Its product is annotated as CCR4-NOT core ubiquitin-protein ligase subunit MOT2. Gene Ontology annotation, molecular function: ubiquitin-protein transferase activity; RNA binding. The record is from RefSeq and is a predicted model, not a curated record. Gene Ontology annotation, biological process: protein ubiquitination. Lineage: Eukaryota; Fungi; Ascomycota; Eurotiomycetes; Eurotiales; Aspergillaceae. Bases 1 to 4740 code for a protein of 1579 amino acids. The transcript has 7 exons. Gene Ontology annotation, cellular component: CCR4-NOT complex.
AUGUCGAGUCGCCAGCAAAUAGACUCUGUCAUCGAUGACGACGAUGAGUUCUGCCCACUCUGUAUCGAAGAGUUUGAUCUGUCGGACAAGAACUUCAAACCGUGCCCUUGUGGAUAUCAGAUUUGUCAGUUCUGUUACAACAAUAUCAAGACUCAUAGCGAGGAGGGCCGGUGUCCCAACUGCAGGCGCGUUUAUGACGAGAGCACUAUACAAUACAAGGUGCCUGAUGCGGACGAGUUCAAAGCCGAUUUGGCGUUGAAACAUCGAAAGGCUGCCGCUGCGAAGAAGAAGGAGGCUGAGAAACGUGAAAUCGAAGCUUCCAGUCGAAAGAACCUCGCCGGGGUUAGAGUCGUGCAGAAAAACCUGGUCUAUGUGAUCGGUCUUAACCCCACAAUACGCGACGAGAACCAGCUGCUUCAGACCCUCCGUGGAAGGGACUAUUUCGGUCAGUAUGGUGAGAUCGAGAAGAUCGUUGUCAGCAAAGCAAAGCCGGGUGGCAACCCCAACCAGGGUAUCGGUGUCUAUGUUACAUAUGCGACCAAGGCGGACGCUGCGACAUGUAUCGCUGCGGUGGAUGGAUCUACCAAUGGUGACCGGGUCCUAAGGGCGCAAUACGGAACGACCAAAUAUUGCUCCUCCUUCCUUCGCAACGAGCCGUGCAACAACCGAAACUGUACCUUCCUUCAUGAGACAGGCGAAGACGGUGAUAGUUAUAGUCGGCAGGAUCUCUCUUCGAUGAACACACUCUCCAGUCAGCGUCCGAAUGGUGUCGUCGCUGGCCCCAGCCAUGUAUUCCCGCCCCACGUCACUCGAUCAUCCGCUCAACCUAUUCCUCAACCUAUUUCUCAACCGCUGCGCCGGCAACCGAGCAGGGAUGAUGCUGCUGGCAGUCGCCCGCUGGAUGGAUCCGCUCUUCCCUCGUCGGCCAGUUGGGCUAACAAGGACAGUGCUAUCCACCGCACCAGACGCGCUAGUUUAGCUGGCAGCAGUCAAGCCUCUCAGAGUCCUCGACCGGCCCAUGCCACAAUGGAGCCGCCUGUGGAGGAGGUGAAGAAGAUCGAAAAGCCCCCGCAGGAGCGAGUUCCGACACCAGUGCCGACAGACACGCGCCCUGCGACCCCGCAACCUACAGCGCUGCCAACACCCGACCCUGUGGCUCCUUUCCUCGAAAACAUUCUCAAGGCGGUCAACUCUCCAGAUUUCAGAUUUAUCUUUUCCACUGCCGAUCUCUCCACAGAUGAUGCUACCCUUAUAGAAAAUCAUCCGUCGUUCAUUGAUCCCUACGGCGGCGUCAAGCGUCGAGCGAUGCGGGAGAAAGCGGAACAAGAGCGCGCGCAAAGAGAACAGGAGCUAUUACAAACUGUCACAGCCGAGGAGGAAAGUCGCGAAAGCGGAAGCCUGCAAUUGGGUGGAGAGCCGGACGAUGCUCAUCCGAUCCGGGGUCGAGGAAGCCGGGAAUCCCACGGUGCGAUUCAGCCACCGUCCCAGCAAGGCACUACGACAAAUUCAGUUGUUGGUUCCCCCGUGUCGGCCACAAGCCAUCAGUUCCAGACCCUCAAUCUCGGCAGCCGUAGCUUGACACCCCUUCAGCAACAGCAGCUGAUGCUGCUCAAAUCUGCCAGUAACCAGCAGGCUGGCCUGGUAGAUCCGCUCCAGAAUGGUCUCACUUCAACUGCACUUGAUCAGGCUACUCAAGUCCGACAAGGCUUGUUGCAAUCGCAAAUGGCGCAGUUCAAUGCCCUGCAGGCUCAGAAUCGUCAGUCUUCCCGGUUCUCUUUCGCGAACGAGGCUGGUGCGAAAAACCUUCCCAACGUCAGGAUGCUAGGCCAGCAGGCUGGUUUGAUGCAGUCCGGGACGCCCAACCCUUUGGCCGCGCCUACCCCUCAGCAUGGGCUUGCCAACAGUUUCUACACGAGUGGAGUGCAGGGCCCACCACCCGGGCUCAAGACCGCAGGCACUCCCCCCAUCAGCGGCGGUGGCAUGUUUGCCCAAGGCCAUGGGUUUACCACGAAUGCCAAUCUCGGCCUGGGAGGCAAUAUCGGAAAGCAGGAAGCGAAUCCGGAGUUGAUGCGUGAGCUGCUCCGUGGUCGGACUGGCACAAACACCAGUGUAUUGCAAGGGCAGGAAGCCGCUAAGCGUGAGUUCAUGUUUCCUUUACUCCAACAGCACCACACUCCCCCUCCCCUGACUCCUGCCAAUGGCCUUCUCGGCUCUUUCUAUGGCCCUCAACCGGGGACUUUCUCCGAAGCUGGGCCACAGAAGCAGAAGAAGAAGGGGAAGAAGCACAGACAUGCUAACACUUCCUCCGGUGGAGGCGGUGUAGUAGAUCUUGCGGACCCGAGUAUCUUGCAGGCGAGAAUGCACCAGGUGGGUGCGAAUGCCGGAGCUGGGCAAGCGCUGUAUGGGAGUCAGGGUCAAGGUGGGUACAAUCACUCCAUGAUGUAUGGAGGCGGCUUUAGCCGCUGCGCCGUGAGGCCCGCUCGGUUUGGCCAUGGUUCCAUUUUUGGCUUCCUCUUCCGAUCUCACCUUCCCAGUGAUUCUCAAGGCGCUGCUCGCGCAGGAACUCCGACACUUCCACCAGGUCUUCCUCUGCCUCACGCUCAUCCUGCGUCAGCCUUGUUUCACAGCCCGUUGAAUCCGUCCAGCCCGUCGCCGACGGUCCCAAUGCUGCCUCCUGGACUCAAUGUCACCAUUUCCAAGCCCGGAACACCAUCCCAGAACUUCUCUGAGAUAGGGGAAUCCCGUCAACCAUCCCCAGAAAUCAAAGAAACUCCAGAAAAUAAUCCAUCCUCAAGCAGAAUCAAGAACGCUUCCGAAAUUUCGCUGGGUUCACCCGUGCCCAAGUCCGCCCAAAAAGCUCGGUCGCAGUUCAAAGCCGAGUUAACAGCGAAUUCUGAUGAGAAGAAACCCAAUGUGAAAGAACUAGAUGCCGCCGGCGGCAGCAGCAUCAACAACAACAGCAAACCAAACAAAAAAGCAUCUACAAAGGCUAAACCGAUGAAGCUUGAUCUACAUCUGACACCGGUUCUGCCCCAGGAAUCCUUGUCUCCAAAGAUCGACUCUGCAGCUCCAAUCGCUGCGCUCAACCAUGUCCCACCUCCAACUUCCGCCGUCGGAUCGCGUCCCAAUACUCCUAUGACGGGAAUAUCGCGCGCAUCUGAUGCAUCCGCUCCUCGUCAACCUCGAGUGCUCCGUGUGGUGGACACACCGAAAACUGAGACACCGCCUCUCGCUUCCGCUUCCCAAUCCGCGGUGUCUUUGCCAGCCGCAGUUAAGGCACGCUCUAGACGGCCCAGCAUUUCGUCGCUCAGUAGACCCGACACUCCCGGUGACCUAGGCUCCGAAGCCGAUUUUUACACCUCUGCAUCAGCCUCCCGUGCCAAUUCACCUCCGGCUUCUUCCCGGAUAGGCUCAGCACCUGUGCGGGCUAUUACCAAGAGUCAACUCAAAAAGGAACGGCGACAGAAAGCGAAAGAGGCUGAAGCUAAAAAGCAAGAGGUCACCUCAGUCGUCGUGGAAGAGCCAGUUCAAGCACCCAUUCUUGGCAGGAAACGGAAAACCAAGAAGACUCCGACCAUAAAUACUGAUGCGUCGAGUACGGGCACGGAUCAUACUCCUGAACCUGCCAAAGCCAGUCAAGCCAGCGUCCAACCGACUGCUGAAAAGGCCGAGGGGAAGGCUGAUGAGGCAAAGAAAAGCAAGCCAAAGGAAAAGCCGCCCAAGCCCACAGUCGAAGAGAACCCGCCAGUAGUCGAGAAGAAGCCAGUGGAGGCAUGGCGCUCGAAGAACACAGUGGAGCAGAUGAUCAAAGACUCCGAAUCCAGCGGGGUUCCCAUCAAAGAUCUCUUUUCGGAGCGAACGUCGCCAUUGCAGGUUUUACUGGCUCAGCUUCAUAGGUCUGGCGAGCUGGAUCUGAACAAUCACCCUUUGUUCAACCCUUCGAACCUCAGUCAACGUUUUGACAUGCGGUGCACUUCCGAUGACUACGAAUAUUUGAAGCAGCCCAUCGAACUUACAGAAGAGCACCGAAAAGCGCUGCUGCGUGGGGAGCCCGUGCGGCUACACUCCAACUCCGGUCAAUUAAAGGAUCGAUGCUUGAUCACUCCCCGUGGAUGCGUGCUCCAUCAUCUGUCGACAGAGGAAGAAGAUAGGUAUCUGGCCUUGGAAAAAAGCAUCGGAUGGGCACUGGAUUCUUUCCAGGAGUACCCGGCCGCGCUUAUCACCGAGCCCGAUGUGACCAACCGCGGCGGCAGUCUGGAUGCACUAUUUGCCACGCCUGAAAACUUCAACAUCUGCUGGGUAGAUGAGGCCUCUGCCAGUCUUUCAUCAGCGACACAUGCUGGAUCUACUGCAGCUGGCGAUGCAUCCGUGUCGUCCACAUCUUCUGCUCCACCCAACGUCCUGUCCACCAUGGAAGCGGACAGCACGCGUAGCCACAACUGGGCCAUUGCAAGCACUGCCGAGCUGGCCAACGCGACGGCUGCCUCUGUGCGUUCAUUUGCAGCUGCUACUGCCAAACACAUGCUCGGAGCUGCGGGUGUGGUCAUGGGAACCAUCCCUGACCUGGAUGAUGUGGUUGGCAUGACGGAUGAGGAGCUCCGUUCGUUUGCGCUCAAAUCUCAAAAGGAACUGGAGGGAUCGCGAAAGGAGCUGGAUGCCAUCGAUAAAAAGCUCGCUGCCUUGUUCAAGCGGAAUAAGAAGCUUGCGCAGCAGGCUUUGACGACGACUGUCGAGGUCUAA